This is a messenger RNA of Chaetomium globosum CBS 148.51, 969 nucleotides long. RefSeq lists its product as uncharacterized. NCBI's taxonomy places the organism in Eukaryota, Fungi, Ascomycota, Sordariomycetes, Sordariales, Chaetomiaceae. The coding region runs from base 1 to 969 and encodes 322 amino acids. The transcript is spliced from 2 exons. The record is from RefSeq and is a predicted model, not a curated record.
AUGGGUUCUGACGAGUUGUGCCGUUGGCUCGAGGAUGCGAUCGCCGACUCCUCCCAGGCCGUGGUGACUGACAAGAACCGCCACUUCUCCCCGGGGGACUUCGUCCUAUUCUUGGAACCCGGGGCCUUCCUUCCCCGCGACGCCCCCCAACAAUGGGUCUCGCUCUUCGCACAGGUCGGUCCCGAGACCGAGGUCGACAACCAACUCGGUUACAAGGUCGAAACUUCGGAGUGGCACGACCAGGCGGGCAACAAGAUCAUCUCGGAGGGCUACGUUUUCCACCUCUCCCAGUUCCCCCACAUUGACGCCCAAGUGCGGCACGCGCAUUACGAGCUCAAUAAAAAGUCCGACGAGCUUUUUUUCAAGCAUCUCCGUAGCCUCGAAUUCUCCGCCAGCCUAGGCAUCAAGAAGUGGGACAGCUCCCGCACAGAAAUCCAGCCGCCGAACCAGAUGGAAGAGGCCGAGGAAAAUGACGAGGCCGCUCGGGCGAAACGUCAGCGACUUAAGGAGAAGCAAAAGAUGUGCAUCGAACCUGACUCAGAGGCCAGGCCCGAGGGAGAGACCAGCAAGGCCAGGCCAAUCGAGUCACUUAAGGAGAGGGAAGAGUGGAUUGACAAAAUCUACAAGUCGAGCAAGUCGAUGGAGGAGAUGAGAGAUAAGCUUUUGGGCCUGCAAGUGGGGGAGGAUGAGAGUGAGGAGGACAACAGCGGUCAAGACGAGGAGGCUGAGAGACUGGGGAUCGGCAGCAAGGAGAACAGCUGCGGUCUGGGCGAGGAGACCGAUAACGAGGAAGUCGACAGCGAGGAAGGCGAGGAGACCGAGAGUGAGGAGACCGAGACCGAGAAUGCGAGGGCCAAUGGUGAGGAGGACAGUGGUGGUCAGACUAAAUACAAGGUCGUUGGAUUUCACCCUCAACUCCGUGGAGGCGAGAUUUACUCAACCCCCAUAUGGGACGCUUCAAGUUGGUAA